UUGUUAAAUAAUAAUGUUGGCAUUCCUACACAGUUACUUUUUGCUUGUCAAAAGUGACAGAAGUGACCGUGAACCAUAACUAUUUUAGAUGUUGUCCGGUAUGAUGUCGAAUUUUAUUGUUUUUACGAAUGUUUUCAAUUGAAUUUGAAUAGUUUUUAUUUUACAUCAAGUGUAAGUGUGGUUUUAUAUUAGUGUUCUUCAUUUACAUAAAAUUUCUUUAUAUACCGUCCACCACAAAGAUUUGAGAUGGAUUCUUCAUGACAAUGAUUGAACAAGGAUAAAGACAUAAGAUGUCGCGUCUAUUACAAUUUUACACCGUUGAGGUGGGCGAUACGAAAUUCACCAUUUUGAAGAGAUACCAAAAUCUCAAACCAAUUGGAUCUGGUGCUCAAGGAAUAGUUUGCGCUGCUGUAGAUACGGCUACUCAACAAAAUGUGGCUAUCAAAAAACUUAGCAGACCGUUUCAAAACGUUACUCACGCCAAAAGGGCGUACAGAGAGUUUAAACUCAUGAAACUCGUAAACCAUAAGAAUAUAAUUGGUUUACUUAACGCUUUCACUCCACAAAGGACAUUAGAAGAAUUUCAAGACGUCUAUUUAGUCAUGGAAUUAAUGGACGCCAAUCUCUGUCAAGUCAUUCAAAUGGAUUUGGAUCACGAAAGGAUGAGCUAUUUACUCUACCAGAUGUUGUGCGGUAUCAAACAUUUACAUUCCGCUGGUAUAAUACACAGGGAUUUGAAACCCAGCAAUAUAGUAGUAAAAUCAGAUUGCACAUUGAAGAUCUUGGACUUCGGUUUAGCUAGAACCGCUGGUACUACAUUCAUGAUGACACCGUACGUAGUUACAAGAUAUUAUAGAGCACCGGAGGUCAUAUUAGGUAUGGGAUAUACGGAAAAUGUUGAUAUAUGGAGCGUUGGUUGUAUAAUGGGUGAAAUGAUCCGCGGAGGAGUGUUAUUUCCUGGAACCGAUCACAUAGAUCAAUGGAAUAAAAUUAUAGAACAACUUGGUACACCGUCUCAACAAUUCAUGGUCCGAUUACAACCAACUGUGAGAAAUUACGUUGAAAACAGACCGAGACAUCACGGUUUCAGUUUCGAGAAAUUAUUUCCCGAUGUACUGUUCCCAUCUGAUAGUAGCGAACACAAUAAGCUGAAAGCUUGCCAAGCAAGAGAUCUUUUAUCUAAAAUGUUGGUUAUAGAUCCUCAGAGCAGGAUAUCCGUAGACGACGCUCUCUUACAUCCUUACAUAAACGUGUGGUACGAUGAACAGGAAGUUAACGCGCCCGCUCCGGGACCGUACGAUCACAGCGUAGAUGAAAGGGAACACACCGUAGAACAAUGGAAAGAACUGAUCUACCAAGAGGUUAUGGAAUAUGAAACUUCGCGCGGAAGAAUAGCAUCUUCCAGUUCUCAACUAAGUCCCGCUGUCAAUAGUGAACCCAACGGUUAUUGAUUUCGAAGCACAAAUUCAACUUCAUCUAGUCUAGUGUUAAAAAUAUAUUUAUAAUAAUUGUUAACACCAACGACAAACUAGUUAUUCACAAUAAAAAUAUAUGGUUAUAUAUGAAGAAGAUUUAAGUACAGUUUUAGUACCCCCUCCCCUUCCGUAUAAUAAUGCCUAUACUAAUGUCUUGAAUCAUUAGGUGUGUGAUAAUAUUAUAAAACCGAGAAUACUAGUUUGUAUUUAUUCAACAGUUUAUUUCGAAAAUGAUAGAACAGUGUGUAGUAGUUCAAAUGUACCAUUCAGUCUUUUUUAAAUAUUGUGUUAAAAAAGUUGUAACAAAAUUGUAUCACGAGAUUGUAUUGGAUUUGUUUUAACUUGUUUUUUGUGAUUUUUAUAAAUAUUGUAACAUUUUUAAGGGAAAAUUUUGGUACAUAUAUCAUUGGGCUUCGAGAUCAUUUAUUUCCCAUUUCCUAUAUUUGUUAUUUGUGAAUUUGUUGUGUCUUUUUUUCGAUUAAGGUUUUUUUCAUUAUAAACUUUUAAAUUAAUAUUGUAAUUGGAUCUUUUGUUAAUAUUUUUUUCUCUAUAUAUAAAAAUUUAACAUCAUGGGAUUAUUUUUAUAUUAUUAUCGUUUAAUGUUUUUUGAUCUAAAAUAAAAUUAUUAUUUUUUAAAACCUGGAUACAUACCAGUCUUGAUUCAUGUUAUUUUUCAAAAUUUAUUUUAAAAACGUUGAAAUUUGAUUAAAUUGUACGUUUAACAGUGUUAAUUCAAAAAUAAUAGUAUCAUAGGUUUGUAUAAAAUAUUUUUUUAUCGGCUAUAAGAACAAUUACAAUAUUUAUUUUAUUUAAACGAUAUUCUUGCCAAAUUUUGUUCGUAUAAAGGCAUUAGUAAUAUUCUAAUUCAUACAAGUGUAUAAAACUGCAACAAUGUACCUGUUCGUACUUUGGGGAUCGGUCAUAUUGACUAAGGUAGCUCUUUCUUCCUAAUAUAAAUGAUCACUAUAUAUCUUAACUUCACUAGCUUUUAAACGAAACGAUUUCGGUGAGAAAUUAUUACUGUCGUCGUAGAAGUGCAUUAGAAUUUAGAAUUUUAUGGGUUUUAUGGUCUGACAAAUACCAACAGUUCAUCAAUUUGUAUUGCGAGAUGAAGAAACGAAAAUCUUUACACGAUAAAUAUGUACAGUAAUCAAUUGAUUUUAAUAAUUAUUUUUGCAGAAUAUCAAUUAUGGAGCAUUCUCUUGGAUCAGCAAUUACUGCUUUGAAUUCAAUGGAGGAUUGCAGAUUCCCACUUGUUGACAUCAGAUUUUUUGUCACUUUUCUUUUACUGUGAAGAAUAGGAUUAGCAGUUCUUGUAACUGUAUGAUCUAAAGUUUUACUUCAGAAUAACAAAAUAGAAAUAAAGUCCUUGGAAACUUCAUUUUGACAUUCUAAAAGUUGUCCAAAAACUUCGAGGUUGUGUCACAAGUGGAUCUGGAUGUUCGGGAAGUAAUCGGGAACACUUUUAAUGAUGGGAAACUCGAAAAUCCUUAAUGGUUGACGUUAACCCUAAAAGAUGUUUUACCACUUUUCUUUUAUUGUAGAGAAUAGUACAGUCGAUGUAAUUUUAUGAUCUACGAAAAUACCUUGUUGAUAUUUAUUUGGAAGAAGGUUUAUUUAUACAAUUCGUUACGAAACAACAUUGAUAUAAUAAAAUUUCUAAAAAAACUCACAACUGUUGAAGCCAAAUUGACAUCAUAGUUCCUACGACCUUUGAUUAUCUGAUAAAUAUGAAUAAAGUUACUAAAAAGUGGUGGAAAAAAUAUUUUUUUGGAGAUGGAAUAACAAAAUACACAGAAAAAUUUUAGUUAUCAAAAAACGAGACUGAUUCUGUAAAAUAUUUUACACAAAACUUUAUCAUCUGACAACCUCCAUCUUUGUGCGCUGAUUUACCCCUAGAAAUCCACUGUUUGAUCUAUGGUGUGUUGUGAUAUAUCCAUGUUUCAUCCAUUGUUUUCAAAAUUGCACAAAAACUUGUCCAUACUGACUAGUUGCACAAUUGCUAGUGGCUAAUUCAAAAUUGAAACCGUUAAGUCAUGUGACAAGCCUAAAGUUGUCAAAAAUCUCCAAAAUUCGUCUAUAGAGACCUUACCUAGACGUCCAGAACGUUUGAUUUUUCCAUGUUAGUACGAAAUUCAAGCAACCACUGUUACUACUCAAAUUUACGAUGCACAUUGCUCAAAAUUUGUAUGUAGUAAAAAUAAUACCAAAAGAACACUUUUUUCCAUUAUCUCCACAAUUAAUCUGCUAUCAACUUGAAUGUCAAAACUUCUUUCGUUAAUAAUUAGUCAAAUACCUGUUAAAAGACCCACCCUCGUAUACCGUACAAAUAUUAAACUUUUGUAAUUUGUCAUGACAGUGCCGUUUUAAAAAAAACGUGCUGAGUAUUCAUAAAAACAUUUGUUCUUGCUGAACAUUGUAGUGAUAACUUGUUAUUUUUUUUUUAUGUGUUGAAGUUCGUGUUUCCUUUGUAUAUCUUAGAAAUAUGGUUUUAGAAGAUAAGUUUAAUCAUAUUUUCAGUUAACAAAUUGCCUGAAACGUUUUCAUAAAUACACUGCCCCGCAAAAUUAACGCACCUCGAGAAACAACAAUUUGUUUGGAGGUACACAUUCUUAUGUAUCUAGAGCAUUGAAAGCAUUUCUGGAAACCGGAAACAACCAAAUAAACUCGGACAAGACCCCUAUAGGGUAAAAAGAGUUUUACAAAUAAAAAAUACAAUUUACUACAACCCCUACACUGAGAAUUUUCCACGUUAAUCAAUACUAAAACCUAAGAAAGAUGUUGGACGUGGAAUGCUUGAUACUGUUAACAACCAUAGAGCUCUAAAAGAUCUAUAAUAUCCCAUCCUAUAUUCAAUUUCCUAAGAUUGUCUUGGUAUCUAGUAGUUCUUUUAUUUCUGAUCCUUAAAUGCAUUUUAGAUAUCAAUUUUGGUCUUCUGGCUCUACCCUAUAACUUCACAAGUGCGUUGCAUUCACUAACUACGUGAAUUGAUGUUUUCUAACCUCAAAAUAGACCUUUUCGAAUUAGUUUGGAGCACCACUGAGUGCUAAUUCAGUUGAUUGACGUAUUCUUUUCUUCAUUUCUGGUCACAUCUCUCCAGUAGCCCUUAUUUCUUUUUAUUUCUAUCAAUAUCGAUUCCUUAAUAGAGUUUUGGUCUUAUUCCUCACUUUUUCCUAGUUCCUUCAUCAUUCCAAACCAGAGCUUAACAUUUUAAUGUCUUUUCGGCUAACAGACAUGAUUGCUUUCCAUAUUUCUUAAUGAUAUUGGACCUGGAAACUAAAUUUUCAUUUGUGUCUUUUCCAAGCUUCUAGAGUGUUUUGCCUCAAAUACAUUUUCUUGUCUUAGUAACUCUGUUUUGAUUCCAUUCCUUCUAUUGUUAUCAUCUUCUGUAUUGAAUUUCUUCAUAAAACUAUCCAUUCUCUGUCACCUUAUUUAUGUACUUGGUUCUACUACUUCGCCCUACACCAUUUGUGAUUAGGGUAGUUCAAAAUUACCUCCAGGAAGUGUAAAUUGUAGCUGUAGCUUUUCUUACUAAAAGCACUGAUUGCAGUUUUAUUGAACACUUGUUGGACAAGGGUUGUAGAGCCUCUAUUGGAAGGUUUUGGUCCACCGGUAUCAAUUUGGAGACUUAUAGGUGGUUUUCCCAAUUUUUGGACUUCUGCGUUAAUUUUACAGUGUAGUAGCUUGGUCCUUGAAACACUAGUCAUUUCGUUGUGCAAUAUAAAGUUAGUAUAGUUCUUUUGAACUUUAAAGUAUAAAAUAUAUGAAUUAUUUGUUAUUUUCCAGUCAUUUUGUCAACUGAACGUAUUUGUAUAGUUAUUUAGUCUUAGUGAACUAGUAUUGGAAAAAAAUUUAAAUCGUAAAAAGAACUCAUAGUUUUUACAAUUGAACAAAGACAAAAAUGAUACAUUUCCAUUUGUAUUGUUCAAGUAAAAGUAAGAUGCAUCCGAUCCAAAAACUAAUGUCUGUAAAAAGAAUUAGUUGGUAAAAUAUUUCUUACAAUAAAAAAAUAUAAGAAUACAAAA
Molecule: messenger RNA, 5500 nt
Organism: Diorhabda sublineata
Lineage: Eukaryota; Metazoa; Arthropoda; Insecta; Coleoptera; Chrysomelidae
Gene: bsk
Product: stress-activated protein kinase JNK
Exons: 9
Coding region: 291-1451 (386 amino acids)
Biological process (GO): JNK cascade; protein phosphorylation
Cellular component (GO): nucleus; cytoplasm
Molecular function (GO): JUN kinase activity; ATP binding
Source: RefSeq, a predicted model, not a curated record